Messenger RNA from Alternaria rosae, 1370 nucleotides. RefSeq lists its product as uncharacterized. The transcript has 2 exons. The record is from RefSeq and is a predicted model, not a curated record. The coding region runs from base 236 to 1195 and encodes 319 amino acids. Lineage: Eukaryota; Fungi; Ascomycota; Dothideomycetes; Pleosporales; Pleosporaceae.
AAGCCAAGUUGAUGUAGGCCCGUCAAAUCCUCUGUGAAAAACACACCAAUCACGCACGCCGCUAUACGCAGAUGACCCACUCAUGACUAUGCAUUCUUGGCGACAAUGGCAUGCCAAUCUAAGAGGAAUAGUCUAUAAGAGUCUGUAAGAGGGCACCUGGGCAUACACAAGAUCCAAAGAGAGGUAAAGCAGCCAGUCCUACUCUAGCAACAAACAGUCCAUCAGUCUUUUUACAAUGUCGACUUCUGAGCCAACCCACACACCACGACUCCGUCCUUUCUCAGUCCACGUUCACCCCAUUCCUCCGACCACCCCGAAGACAUGUGCAUACGAGCGCCGCCAUACCAACUCGGUCAAGUGCAACAACGCCUUGGUCUUCAUUGGUGGGCUGGGCACUGGUCCGCAUACAACCCACUACCUAGGACCUUUGAACGACGCUUUGGAAAGCGCAAGUCUGAAAGAGGGAAAAGUUGUACAAUAUAGUAUCUGGGAAUUGAGAAUGCGAAGUAGCUAUACAGGGUUCGGGUAUGGAAGCUUGAAGGAAGAUGCCGAAGACUUGAAGGGGUUGUUGCAGUAUCUAAAGGAGAUUGAAAUGGGGAGGGUCAUAUUGAUAGGGAGUUCAACUGGAUGUCAGGCCAUCAUGACAUACGCAACUACCCUCCCAGCGCCUCCUCUAGUCGAUGGCUACAUCAUGCAAGCCUCAACUUCAGAUCGCGAAACAGCCGGACUGCUCAUGCCGCAAGAUUUGCUCUCCGCUAGCCUCAAGCACGCCGAAGCUCUCAUUGCCAAAGGUGAAGAAAAGACCAUCAUGCCCAAUUCCUUCAUUCCACCCAUCAUCACAUCCCCGAUAACAGCAUACCGCUGGCACUCUCUAGUCUCUGUGGGAGGCGACGACGACUUCUUCUCUUCUGAUCUACCACUCUCGACUCUCCAAUCUACGUUUGGUACACUGGACAAGCCGACAUUGAUUUUGAUGUCGGAGAAGGACGAGAUGGUUCCCUCGACCGUGGACAAGGAGGCAUUGCUGAAGAGAUGGGUUGGUACGAUUCCAGAUGGUUUGGCGAGUAAGCAGUGUCAGGUUAUUCCAUUCGAUGCUGACCACGAACUCUCUGGUAAUGAAGCAAUGCGGUACUUCAUAGAGACGGUUGUCAGGUUUCUAGAGGAAGUUGAUGAGAAAUCAGUCGGAGAGUCAUGAAGAUAGUUAUUUUCAUGGAUGUCAAAUGCACCAAUCUUCCUUCGCAAUACUCUUAACAUCCCAUCUCGCUAAAGCACAACACCACUCAUUUCACCCCUGUUCCUCGUCACGGUCAAAAUGACGUCAGUGGCCCAUCUGUAACCCACCCGUUCAUCUCACCUUCCCGUCGCGCAUG